Molecule: messenger RNA, 1172 nt
Organism: Ceratina calcarata
Lineage: Eukaryota; Metazoa; Arthropoda; Insecta; Hymenoptera; Apidae
Product: serrate RNA effector molecule homolog
Exons: 4
Coding region: 215-826 (203 amino acids)
Biological process (GO): primary miRNA processing; mRNA processing
Cellular component (GO): nuclear body
Source: RefSeq, a predicted model, not a curated record
AUAGAACUUUUUUUAUGCCACUAAGUGAACAUCCCUAGAUAUUAGCGCAUGGCCACGCAUGACCUUGUAGACGCCAUUGCUCGUAGCUUUUAAGUUGGUAAUACAAGUACUCUGGUGACGCACAAUAACGGGUGUCUGAAAUUCUGUAUAGCUCAAUUUACCAAUUUACUUCUGACUACGCGGCGUGUAUAUCGUUGCGUUGAAUCGUUUCGCGAUGGGCGACUCUGACGACGAGUACGAUAGAAAGAGAAGAGACAAAUUUAGGGGAGAGAGGACAGAGUCUUAUUCCAGAGAAGGCCGUCGAGAUGACAGACGAAGGGACGAUUGGGUCGACAGAGAGUGGUCCAAUAGACCCAGACAGCGUCCGGAUUACAGGGAGUACCGUGGUGGUGGUGGUGGAGGACGUGACAGGUAUAGCCCUGCCAGGUCCCAAGAGAUGGCCCCUCCCAUGAAAAGAAUGAGAGCAGACUGGGAAGAUCGACCUAGAUACGGGCACGAUUACUACAGCGGGGGUGGCGGCGGUGGUGCAACUUCCUGGGGUCCCGAUCAUUACCCGCCACCUCAUCAUGGAAAUCAUCACUAUGGAAACCACGGCAACAGUAGCAGCCGAGAGGUAGCCGGUAAUUUCAGCAAUUCCAAUGUCGAAACGCAACCGCCGAUGAUGUCUUUCAAAGCGUUUCUGGGAACGCAAGAAGAUUCGAUCACGGACGAAGAAGCUAUUAAACUUUAUAACGAGUAUAAGUUGGAAUUCAGGAGGCAACAGUUGAACGAAUUCUUCGUUGCGCACAAGGACGAGGAAUGGUAUAUUUCGUUUUUUUUUUUUUAGUAUUCAGAUAUAUCGCGAAGCUCAGUCGUACUUGAAUGUGGAUAAGAAAAUAAUUAAUUUCUACAGUGGUCGAUCGAAAAGUUAUUUCACUUCAAACAUCAUUAGAUUUCGACGUAAUGAAUCGUCUUUGACGCGUCACAUUACCGCGAUCAUUCUAUGAAAGGAGAGCCCACUGUAGGAAAUAAUCUUUUGAUUCUAAAGAAGGCAUCGAACCAUCUGCUCGAGUAUGUAUGCGCACGAUACGAGCGCAUAUAUACGUCGAACAAUGGGAGACUGUGAAAGGAUGUAGUAGCUUUAUAAUUUUUGCUAAAUUACAGACACAAUUUAAUCGGUAAUCGCAAGCAAU